This is a messenger RNA of Glossina fuscipes, 1317 nucleotides long. RefSeq names its product protein peste-like. The record is from RefSeq and is a predicted model, not a curated record. Gene Ontology annotation, molecular function: scavenger receptor activity. Gene Ontology annotation, cellular component: membrane; cytoplasm. Lineage: Eukaryota; Metazoa; Arthropoda; Insecta; Diptera; Glossinidae.
AAAAAACCACAUUUUGUAGAAUUAGGGUCGUAUCGGUUCGUCGAGAAGGUCGACAAAGUCGAUAUCGUGUGGCAUACAAACAAUCAUUCCGUGUCGUAUCGUAAGAAAUCGGUAUUUAAUUUUGACCCUGAGAACAGCAAAGGAAGUUUAAGCGAUAAAAUUACUAGCGUGAAUGUUGUGGCCCAUUCGAUCGCGUUAAAAUCUAAAGAUGAUAGUAAUUUUCAAAAAAUGCUAGUCGCACGAACCCUAAAAAUAUAUAACCCAGGCGUAUCAAUUACAAAAACAGCCGAUGAAUGGUUAUUUACUGGUUACGUUGAUCCCUUUCUAAGUUUAGGAAACCUGUUAUCUAAAUUUAAUAAAGAUGUGAAAAUACCUUAUGACCGAGUAGGCUACUUAAAUACGCGCAAUAAUAGUGCGACUUAUGAUGGCCACUUUAAUGUCUUCACUGGUGCCGAUGAUAUAAGAAAAAUGGGACAGAUCCAUACGUGGAAUUACAAAAAGCAUAGUAGGAUAUUUGAGGGUGAAUGUGGUCAAGUUACAGGGUCGAUGGGUGAGUUUUUUCCACCGAUCUUAACACCUCAGGAUACCUUGUGGCUAUUCGUGCCUAAUAUUUGUCGAGCGGUACCUUUCGAUUACACGGAAAGCGUGCAAAUUCACAAUGUUAAUGCCCAUAAGUACAUCCUUGGAGAAAGACUAUUGGAUAACGGAACAUUAUUCCCUUCAAAUAAAUGCUUUUGUAAAUGUGAGUGUUCCGGGGUGUUUAACAUUGGCCCCUGCGCAUACAAUGCAUGGAUGUAUAUAUCUUUGCCCAACUUCUAUAAAGCCGAUCCCUACUAUUUGGAUGCGAUUGAAGGCUUGAAGCCAGAGAAAGAAAAGCAUGAAUUCUUUAUGACCGUAGAGCCAAACUUAGGAGUUCCUAUGGAUGUAGGUGGGGGACUUCAAGGAAAUUAUCUUUUGGAACCAAUAGAAUAUCUACCGCCUUUUGAUGGUGUACAGCGCGCAUUUAUGCCACUAAUGUGGGGUGAACAAAGAGUGCGGGUCCCACCUGAAAUGGCGGAAGGUAUUGGUUUGGUGCCGCUGAUCAUACUAAUUGGUCACAUAUUUACUGGGACAUUAUUAGCCCUUGGAUUAAUAUGCUGGUAUCCUGCGAAAUCAAUAACAUCCAACUAUUUGUGUUCCAAACAAAAAGUAGGCUUUUUAAAACGAGCUACUUCGAAUACGAAUACGAAAACAACAUCGUUACCACGGAAAUCGUCAAGCGAUUUAGAAAAUACAGAUUUGCUGCAAAAGAACAAAAUCAUUAUUUUAGGAAGUUAA